CACCAUCUCACAGAGGGAAGACAUGAUAAACCUAGACACCAUCUCACAGAGGGAAGACAUGAUAAACCUAGACACCAUCUCAUAGAGGGAAGACAUGAUAAACCUAGACAUCAUCUCACAGAGGGAAGACAUGAUAAACCUAGACACCAUCUCACAGAGGGAAGACAUGAUAAACCUAGACACCAUCUCACAGAGGGAAGACAUGAUAAACCUGGACACCAUCUCACAGAGGGAAGACAUGAUAAACAUGGACUCCAUCCCACAGAGGGAAGACAUGAUAAACCUGGACACCAUCUCACAGAGGGAAGACAUGAUAAACCUAGACACCAUCUCACAGAGGGAAGACAUGAUAAACCUAGACACCAUCUCAUAGAGGGAAGACAUGAUAAACCUAGACAUCAUCUCACAGAGGGAAGACAUGAUAAACCUGGACACCAUCUCACAGAGGGAAGACAUGAUAAACCUAGACACCAUCUCACAGAGGGAAGACAUGAUAAACCUAGACACCAUCUCAUAGAGGGAAGACAUGAUAAACCUAGACAUCAUCUCACAGAGGGAAGACAU
Messenger RNA from Lottia gigantea (owl limpet), 564 nucleotides. RefSeq lists its product as hypothetical. Lineage: Eukaryota; Metazoa; Mollusca; Gastropoda; Lottiidae. The transcript has a single exon. The annotation marks the transcript as partial. The record is from RefSeq and is a predicted model, not a curated record.